AGAAAAGAAAAGCCAUGGGACCAUCAUCGCUGUAGCUUAAAUUCGACCUUUUUCGUGGACGACACGAUCCGUCUCUCUCGCUCUCUCUCUCUCUCCGUCUCUCUCUGUUAAAAAAGCUUAAACCUUUCCCUUUCUCCUUUCAUUUUCUUCACUGUCGUCUCUCUUGUCUGCUGAAUCAAGAGCAAAAUCAAUGGAAGGUCACCACCACCACCACCCUCACUACAGCAUACCCGAGCUGCGGCAGCUCAUGAAAGGUGGCUCCGGAGGCGGAGGAGGAAGGCUGGAGUCAUCUUCUCCGUCGUCCCAUUUCCCCGUUGCGGCGGCGGCGGCGAUGAUACCGUCGGAGCACUUCGGCUUCAAUCUCGCACCGCAUCAUCCGCACCAUCGUCUUCAUCAGUUUGGAGAUCAGGAGAUGGGUUUCGUGCCACUUGGAAUUCAUGGGCUUUGCACCGAUUCGUCCGCUGCUGCGGCGAGUAACGCCAGUAACGCUGCUACCGUUAAUACCAAUCUCGCUAAUACCAGCGGUGGUGGUGGGUUUGGUGGGUUUCUUGACGGCGGAGACGGCGGUGGAUUCGGCGGCGGGGAUGGCGGAGGAAGCGGGAGGUGGCCGAGGCAAGAGACUCUGACGCUGUUGGAGAUCAGAUCUCGUCUUGAUCACAAGUUCAAAGAAGCUAAUCAAAAGGGUCCUCUCUGGGAUGAAGUUUCUAGGAUCAUGUCUGAGGAGCAUGGUUACCAUAGAAGUGGGAAGAAAUGCAGAGAGAAGUUUGAGAAUCUGUACAAGUAUUAUAAGAAGACCAAGGAAGGGAAAGCCGGGAGACAAGACGGCAAACACUACAGGUUCUUCCGACAGCUGGAAGCUCUCUAUGGCGAUCCCAACAACUCCGUUUCUUUGCCGGAAACACAGUUCACUGGCAAUAAUGCUCUUAAUCAUAAUUUUCAUCCUCCGUCAAGCAGCAUGAACACUAAUCCAGCGAACAUUAAUAACCCCGAGGCAGUGAUCAGUAGCCUUUACCCUCUCCAUCAGAAACUCUCGACCGAUAAUAGCCUCAGCCUCUCGAACAACUACAACUCGUCCGAGUUGGAGACUUCUUCAUCGGAUGACAAUGGCAACGACUCAACUCGGAGAAAGAGGAGGGGUUGGAGAGCAAAGAUCAAGGAGUUCGUAGAUAUGCAGAUGAAAAGGCUGAUGGAAAGGCAAGAGGCUUGGCUUGAGAAGCUGACCAAGACAAUUGAAGAUAAAGAGCAGCAAAGGAUGGUUACAGAAGAAGAGUGGAGGAGACUAGAGGCUGCGAGAAUCGACAAAGAACACUCCUUUUGGGCGAGAGAGAGGGAAAGGAUGGAAGCUCGGGACGUUGCCCUAAUCGAGGCCUUGCAGUGUUUGACGGGAAGGCCACUUAGGAAGGCGGCUUGUUCAUCUCCCGAAGAAAGGGAUCAUGGAAAUGAGAUCCAAAACCACAGCGAGAACCAAAACGAGAACGGAAGCGAUCAAACGACGACUAACAAUGUAUGUCUGAAAGGUGAUGUGGGUUGGACUAAGGCCGAGAUAAAAAAGCUUAUGGAGAUAAGAACAAGCAUGGAAUCGGGGUUUCAACAAGUGACGGCCGGCGGAUGCUCAGACGAGUUUCUGUGGGAGGAAGUAUCGGCCAAAUUGUCUCAUUUAGGGUUUGAUCAGAGAAGUGCCUUGAUGUGCAAGGAAAAGUGGGAGUGGAUCAACAACUGCACGAGGAAGGAAAACGAGCAACUGAACAAGAAAAGGAAGGAGAAUUCAUCCAACUGUGGCGUGUAUUUUCCGACAACUGAGGAAGAUCCGAUGUACAACAGCCAUGGAAGUGGAUAUAACAACAACAGAACUACCGAUCAUGAUCAGAAUCGGAUCAAUGGCGAUUCCUCGCCAUCAAACUCAAAUGUUGGAAAUCCGGACGGCGCAAUCGCUGGUAACGUGUGCUUCCCAUUCUUCAUGGGCGAUGGAGAUCAGAACUUGUGGGAAAGUUAUGGCGUGAGGCUAAGCAAAGGGGAGAACCAGUAAGUUUUCUUUGUUCUUUUUUACUCUCUCUAGUGAAGAAGGAGGAGGAGAAGUCAUGUGGUUGAUGUGGUUGACUAAUUCUUUUGGUUAGCUAUCUAAGACCUUAGACUUAUAUCAUGAUCCAUGUGCUUGAGGGGAAAUUGUUGGGGUUUUAAGUGGAUAAUAUAUAUCAAUGUAAGGGAAAACAAAUCUAAGAAUAAUAUACUGAACUAGCUAGGGUUUAACCGUUGUUUGUUUUAUGU
This is a messenger RNA of Tarenaya hassleriana, 2265 nucleotides long. Its product is annotated as trihelix transcription factor PTL. The coding region runs from base 191 to 2026 and encodes 611 amino acids. The record is from RefSeq and is a predicted model, not a curated record. The transcript is spliced from 2 exons. Lineage: Eukaryota; Viridiplantae; Streptophyta; Magnoliopsida; Brassicales; Cleomaceae.